GUUGUUGCUGGCCACGCUGGUGGUUGGAGCCAAAAAAGCGCCGAAGCGAAAUUUUUGAAGGCUGCAUGCGCUCACCGGCAACGUUAGUGUAGUGUAGAGUAGUGGUAGUAGUAGUCUGAGCGCAUGCAAAGUCGGAGAUUAGCUUCAAACAAAUACCUGCUGUCUACCUCGACCAUCAAACACCCCCAGAAUGGUCAGGCAGAGACACGGAACACAGCAGGAAAGCGAGAGUCGUCUUCGAUUAGAUGCAUCCAGACUCGUACAGGACGUCAUGUCGGACCCACGACUUGCCAAGUCAGGCACCGUCUCAAAUGAGCCGAGGAAGCCAAGAGCUAAGAUCACAUAUUUGAUUUUGAAGUGGACUCUUUUUUCCAUCUUCUUCGCUCUAGGUGUAGGCCAAUUCAUCGCCGGCGACAUUCUUUGGGGUUACAGAGGAAGAUACGUGAAGAAGGCAACCUACUUUCCUCCCGACCAUAGAGUCUUCACGCCCGAAGAGCUCAAGCAGUACGACGGCUCAUCGCCAGACAAGCCCAUUUAUCUCUCUAUCCUGGGCAGGGUCUACGACGUCUCGGCGGGACGGCAAAUCUAUGGACCUGGAGGUUCCUACAGCUUCUUUGCCGGUCGUGAUGCCAGUCGGGCGUUUGUCACAGGUUGUUUUGAGACCCAUUUGACGCACGAUCUGAGGGGCUUGAGUCAGCAAGAUGUCUUGGUGAGAAGUCUGAUGAUGCAAACACGCCAUUGUAUACUUAUGACGAGCAACCCAUCUCUUGUCAAGUCCAUCGCUUCGUGGAAGCAAUUUUUCGAUGGACAUCCUCGAUACUACAACAUCGGAGUUCUUCAAUUGCCUCACGUCGAUCCAGCGUCGCCCAUUCCUGCACCAUGCGACGAUGACGCCGCCAAUCACAAGGAGCCAGAUGACGUCUUGUAAUUGGGAGGAAGGGCGAGUCGAAGCGUAGCAAUUGAUUGAUCGAUCAGUACAGGGGAGAUCACAAUCACAGAA
Acaromyces ingoldii is the source of this 1000-nucleotide messenger RNA. Its product is annotated as cytochrome b5. The transcript is spliced from 5 exons. Gene Ontology annotation, cellular component: endomembrane system; membrane. The record is from RefSeq and is a predicted model, not a curated record. The coding region runs from base 191 to 928 and encodes 245 amino acids. Lineage: Eukaryota; Fungi; Basidiomycota; Exobasidiomycetes; Exobasidiales; Cryptobasidiaceae.